AUGGUCACCCCGGCGUCCGCGGGAGGGACGCCACGCGAGCUGGCGCCAUUCAUCAAGCGCGCGGACGAGAUCCAGGCGCACAACUCGCUCAUGGCCUACUACUGUCGACUGCAGGCGGUCGAGCUGGGCAUGGCCGCGCCGCCGGAGCGCCGCCCGCACCGCGUGCUCGCCAGUCUCAUCGCCAAUCUCGAGGCGACCAAGCCCAAGGCUGGGCUCGUCGACCCCGCCACGGACUUCGCCGUGUGCAGGCAGUUCGCGCUCUCGGUGUACGCGCGCGCGGACAGAAACGACGUAAACGCGUCGGGGACGUCGAACGCGCCGCCGACGCGGACGCAGGUCGAGGCGUUCAGCGCCGCGGGCACCUUCCUCGCGGCGCUCGAUCAAUCGUCGUUUGCCGGAAUGUGCGACGACGACAUUCGCGCGCGACGGGAGUACGCGGAGUGGCGCGCGUGGGACCUGGCGACGGCGAUGCACGCGGGACGCCAACCGUCGCCCGUCAACGGACACGGCGGCGGUUCAUCUCCGAAAGAAACCAGGGGGGGGAUCGACGCGUUCACGCCGCCGCCGCCGGCCGCGCCGCGCUCGCCCCCCGCGCCCGAGCGGCCAGCUGUGUCCGUCGAGUCCCGAUUCGAGUCCCUCGCCGUCGAGACGCCCCCGCACGCGGCCGUGCCGCGUUCGACCCCCGAGCCGCCUCCCUCCGCCGCGCCGUUGCCGCCGCGGCCGCCGCCCCCGCCCGGUCACCGCUCGCCCUCCAUGGAACCCCCGUCGCCGCGGACGUCGGACCCUGACGGGAGCCGGUGGGAGCCGCAGUGGGGCAACGGGGGAGCGCCGCACCGCGAGGACGACGCGGUGCUGUACCGGGAGAGGGAGGGCGGAUACAAGCUCGCGAGGGUCCUGAAGGUGGACACCAGCGUCGAUCCGCCGGGGUACGUGGUGGAGGUGGACGGCGCGGAGCGCAGCACGGAGGCGGGGAGGCUGGCGCCCGCGCCCAAGCCGCGGCGGCGAAGCGACGGAGGCGGGGGCGGAUUAACUCAAGGAUUAACUCAAUCGACGGGGGGCGGGAACGGGAGCGACAGCGACGGGUGCGUGGACGCGUCCGCCGCGUUCGCGCCGCCGUCGCGUUCGGGGUGCCGAGGGGGUGCCGAGGGGGUGCCGAGCGACGCGUACGUCCCGAGUAGGAGCGACAUGGCGCUCGCGCACGAGUUCGCGAUGGAGGCGGCGCAGUGUCUGGACCCGAGCCGCGGGGACCACGAGGGCGCUUUGGAGUUUUUGAGACGCGCGACGGACGCCCUGGAGCGACGGCGUUGA
This is a messenger RNA of Micromonas commoda, 1308 nucleotides long. RefSeq lists its product as hypothetical. Lineage: Eukaryota; Viridiplantae; Chlorophyta; Mamiellophyceae; Mamiellales; Mamiellaceae. The record is from RefSeq and is a predicted model, not a curated record. Gene Ontology annotation, biological process: late endosome to vacuole transport via multivesicular body sorting pathway. Bases 1 to 1308 code for a protein of 435 amino acids. Gene Ontology annotation, cellular component: multivesicular body. The transcript has 2 exons.